AUGGCGGCCGCGCGCAGGCUCGCUGCUUCAGCUCCUCGUAUAUCCCGAACCGCGUCGUCGAGUACGUCAGCUGCCGCAGCAGCGAGGCCGACAGCCCGUUGUACAGGCCCCGCACGCCGCCGUCCCCGAGUCGCUUCUGCCCCCUCUCCCGCCCUGGCGGAACCCGUAAAGGGCACCGGCACUAGUAGCACUACUAGCAGCAAUCCCGCUACAGUCGAGAUCAACGGAAAGACGUACGCCACCGAUUCUUGGUUCAACGCCCCGGCCAACGUGCUCGCGUCGACGAGCCGCAAGCUGCACCUACAAAAGGACCACCCAGUCUCCAUCACGAGGCAGAUUCUCGAGUCCAAGUUCCCACGGCCGACGUUCAAGUACCACAAUGACUUCGACCCUGUCGUGUCGACGGUCGAGAACUUUGACUCUCUGGGCUUCCCGCCCGACCACCCGGGGCGGAACCGGUCCGACACGUACUACAUCAACAAGGACAUGCUGCUGCGCACGCACACGAGCGCGCACGAGGCGGCGCUGUUCCGCGCGAGCGAGAGCGACGGCUACCUGAUCAGCGCCGACGUGUACCGCCGCGACGAGGUCGAUCGGAGCCACUACCCCGUGUUCCACCAGAUGGAGGGCGCGCGCGUCUGGGACCGGGCGGCGGUGCCCGGCGGCGACGUGGCAGCCGCCGUCUACGCGGACCUGGCGCGGCUGCCGACGCACGACAUCCCCGUCGAGGACCCGAACCCGCCCUUCGACCCCGAGCGCAACCCGCUGCAGGCGGCCCACCACACGCCAAGCGAGGCCGAGGCCGUGGCCGCCCACCUCAAGCGCUCCCUGGAGUUGAUGGUGGUGGAGAUCUUCACGCGCGCCAAGGCCGCCGCGGCCCGGCAGGACCCCAACUACGUCGACGAGCCGCUGCGCGUGCGCUGGGUCGAGGCCUACUUCCCCUUCACCAGCCCGUCGUGGGAGCUCGAGGUGUACUACGCGGGCGACUGGCUCGAAGUGCUCGGGUGCGGCGUCACGCAGCAGCAGAUCCUGAUCGACGCGCAGGUGCCGUCUAAGGUCGGCUGGGCGUUCGGCAUCGGGCUCGACCGCAUCGCCAUGCUGCUGUUCCAGAUCCCCGACAUCCGCCUCUUCUGGUCGCGCGACGACCGGUUCCUGGGCCAGUUCGCCGGCGUCUCGGACGACCUCGCCCGCCUGCGCCGCUUCGUGCCCUUCUCAAAGUACCCGGCCUGCUAUAAGGACGUGUCCUUUUGGCUGCGUUCGACGUUGUCGGCUGCCGGCGGCAACUCGCGAGACGCCAGCGCCCAGGAUUUCCACGAGAACGACCUCAUGGAGAUUGUCCGCGACAUCGCCGGCGAUACGGUCGAGGACGUCGCGCUCGCCGACGCCUUCACCCACCCCAAGACGGGCCGCCGGAGCAUGUGCUACCGUGUCAACUACCGCAGCCUCGAGCGCACCCUGACCAACGCUGAGACGAACCGGCUGCACGACCAGGUCACGCAGGCGCUAGUCGACAAGCUCGGCAUCGAGAUUAGAUAA
This is a messenger RNA of Lasiosphaeria miniovina, 1536 nucleotides long. Its product is annotated as phenylalanyl-tRNA synthetase mitochondrial precursor. The record is from RefSeq and is a predicted model, not a curated record. Gene Ontology annotation, biological process: phenylalanyl-tRNA aminoacylation. Gene Ontology annotation, cellular component: cytoplasm; mitochondrion. NCBI's taxonomy places the organism in Eukaryota, Fungi, Ascomycota, Sordariomycetes, Sordariales, Lasiosphaeriaceae. Gene Ontology annotation, molecular function: ATP binding; phenylalanine-tRNA ligase activity; tRNA binding. Bases 1 to 1536 code for a protein of 511 amino acids. The transcript has 3 exons.